UUCACUGUGUAUGAUGGUCACAUCAGGCAGUUUGUGGGGUGAUAGUUGAUAGUAAUUUAUAGAGAAGUACUGAUUUGCUUUAAUACAGUAACCUAUGGCAAUUGGGCAUUUGCAUCAUCGACUAACCUGCUCUGUUCCAAUGAAAGCUAACUGCUGCCUGAUUACUAUGGGUUACAGCACUGAAUCAAACCUGAAGGUACAAUAUUGGAUUAAAUUAGUAGAUAUAAUAAUCUGACAAUCACACAAUGCUUCCCAUAGAAAUGAAUAGAAUGUGGGUGGGUUUUUAUGUAUUAAGCUCUAAACUCAUGAUAAAUCUGCCCCUAAGUGAAGCCUCCUUGUUUUCUACCCUUAUUUUACAAAGUGUAUCUAACAGAACUACUACUGGCUACAAAACACUGUAAAAAAAACUUCAGUUGGAGUUUCACUUCUCCAUUGCCCAGCCAGUAACUAGGAAUUCAAAACCAGUCCCAAGUGUGCAUUUUCGACACCUUCCUCUUCAGAAACAAGGUUUGUUUUGAUGGCAUCCAUCAGAAAUACACUUGCAACUCAAAACAGGCAAAUCAUUCCGGAGCGGAGAGGGAAGAGAGCUACCAAAAUGGCUUGCGUGCUGGCCAUAGGGAGCAUUUUAUUUGUGUGGAUCCUUGGAAAAGGAAAAUAUUCAGGUGCCCAAUUAAUAUACAGGAUGGCAAUCAAUUUUGCCAUUAGCCAAGGCUGCUGUCUUGUAACAUGCGCAUGUGAACUCACUGAAGAAAUUAAGCAUUUGCACACCAGAUACAAUGGACAUUACUGGCGGGCACUGAAAGCAAGCUUCAACCUGAGCUGUGCUGCAUUUGUAACUGCCAUCCUGUGUUACGUAUUCUAUGAACCAAAACUAAUGGCCAGUUUGCCUCUUACCAUUGACAUAACCCUGACUCUGCUCUCCUGGUUGUUUUGCUGGAUUCUUGGGAUUCAGGGCCCAACUCCUGCAACAAUUUCAGAAAUUACUGAGAUAAAGCAACUGAAUGUUGCCCAUGGGCUAGCGUGGUCUUAUUACGUUGGAUACUUGCAGUUUGUCUUACCAGCGUUAAAAGAAUCCAUACAAAAAUUCAAUGAAGAAAACCACAACUUACUGAAGUUUCCAGAAACCUGCAGGCUGCAUAUCUUGAUUCCAUUAAGCUGCAGAUUAUACGGAGACCUAAAAGACGUAGAUGAGAAUAUCACGUUUCUGAAGGAGAUUCCCCCGCUUUACAUUGACCGUGCAGGGAUUAAAGGAAGAGUGUUUAAAAAUAAUGUGUAUCGUAUUUUGGAUGAAGAUGGUCGGCCCUAUAACUGCAUUGUGGAAUAUGCUACCCCGCUGGCGUCCUUGCUUAAAAUGACAGACAUACCGAGCGCUGCCUUUAGCGCAGAUGAUCGGCUCCAGCAAACAAAACUUUUCUAUCGGACACUGAAGGAUAUCUUAGAAAAUGCACAUGAAUUACAAAAUACCUAUCGAUUGAUAGUCUAUGAGGAUUUCCCAGAAACUAAGGAUCACAGCCGGCACUUGCUAUCACAAGAAAUUCUAAAGCAUAUAAGGCAACAGCAUUCUGAAGAAUACAGCAUGCUGUAAUGGAAUCUAGUAACUGUAUAUCCACAUCAUUCCGACCCAUUGACAUUGGAUGGACUUUUAUGGAUAUUUUUAUUGGAUGUAUCCCACUGGAUUAAAUUUUAUGGCUACUUUGUAAAAUAAAAAGAACAAGAUAAUCCAAAGUUUUUUGGGGUUUUUGUUUGUCUUGUUGGAGUGUCAGCAGUGGAGUACCUCAAUCAUCAUCACCUGAGUGAUGCUAUAACAAGAAAAUUCAGAUAUGAAAUUACUGGUGACUGAACCAGAGAGCAAGCUAAUUUAAAAAUUGAAAAAUGUUACCCUCUUCGAGGUAAAAGCCGUAGUGUGCCUUCAAAGGCAAGGGGCAGUUGGUCUUCAUUGUGGAUCGACAAAGACAGGAUUUACAGAGGCUGGACUUGAAGGACACAUGACUACAGUAUAUAGCCACAAGUAUUUAUCCACCUCUGUGUGCUCCAUAUCCGUAUCUGUCAUGUCAGGAGUGACUUUGCAGUUAAUGUAGGGCUUAUACAUAUAAAGGGCAAUGAAUUGUGGUGCAGUUCAAGUUUUCUGGCAACUGAAGACUUUAAACUUCUGAAACACAGCUACAAUGAAAUCUAUUUUUACAAUCUGACCCUGGGUUUUGCUACUGGACAACUGGACUGGACCACCCUGCAGCUCACUGUGUGAGUAUAAAAACACCAGGGCUCAUUUCCUAAUGAAAAGGAGUGCAGUGUGCAAAUUUCUUAAUGAUUUUUCCCGACAGCGCAGAGUCUUUUUUCUCCAUAAUUCCAACAUAAUAACGGUUGUGUUGUGUCUGACACAAUUGCACAUCAAUGGGAAUCAGACAGAGUUGUAUGGAUUUUGCCAUUUCUGGCACUCGGUCUAACAAUUACAUCUGUGCCCAAUCAUCUUAGCUGCAAGUGCACUGCACUCAGAGCCAGGCCGAGCAGACUGGGUGCCCUAGGCAACCUGGUCAGCUACAUAUGCACAGUGAUGCGUGGCAGUGGGGGGUAAGAACCCGGACUAGGGAUAGGCAGCCAGAAGUGGCACGUGCCUAGUGCCCCCCAUACACUGUUCCACCCCAGGCACAUGCCUUCUCUUCCUAGUUACAGCCCUGGCUGCACUGACUGACAUAGGUGUGGGAAUGCUGGAGAGGUAAAUUCACUGCUUUGUGUGACCAACUGCAUUUAGUGGUUGCAAAUGAGCACUAUGGAUAUGUAGCCUUUUUUCUAUGUUACUAUAUUAUUGUAAUUGGUUUACUUAGACUGUAAGCUCUACGGGGCAGGGACCUCCUUCCUACUGU
This is a messenger RNA of Xenopus tropicalis (tropical clawed frog), 2861 nucleotides long. It is a transcript of the gene sting1, whose product is annotated as stimulator of interferon response cGAMP interactor 1. The record is from RefSeq and is a predicted model, not a curated record. The coding region runs from base 518 to 1585 and encodes 355 amino acids. Gene Ontology annotation, biological process: positive regulation of type I interferon production; activation of innate immune response. Lineage: Eukaryota; Metazoa; Chordata; Amphibia; Anura; Pipidae. The transcript has 7 exons. Gene Ontology annotation, cellular component: endoplasmic reticulum-Golgi intermediate compartment membrane; perinuclear region of cytoplasm; Golgi membrane.